Molecule: messenger RNA, 2469 nt
Organism: Odontomachus brunneus
Lineage: Eukaryota; Metazoa; Arthropoda; Insecta; Hymenoptera; Formicidae
Gene: muc
Product: dihydrolipoyllysine-residue acetyltransferase component of pyruvate dehydrogenase complex, mitochondrial
Exons: 7
Coding region: 362-1816 (484 amino acids)
Biological process (GO): pyruvate decarboxylation to acetyl-CoA
Cellular component (GO): pyruvate dehydrogenase complex
Molecular function (GO): dihydrolipoyllysine-residue acetyltransferase activity
Source: RefSeq, a predicted model, not a curated record
GUAUUAAUUUACUCAACUUUUAUUAUCAAAGCGAAAUUCGCAACCUGUUCCUCUUCAUCCAUCCGCCCGUCUUACGAUUGAUAGUCGAAGAACGGUGAAAGAUUUUCGACUCGCACGAUCGUCGUCGUUAACUUCCUCCUCUACUUCCCGGGAAAGGAAAGAGCAAAAGCCACGUGACCUUGUCGACGUCCUCUACAGACCUCUAGUUUGUCAUCUAUUUUGUACCUCAUCACAAUCUGUUUUACCUAGACAGUCCUUGAUUAUUAAAGGGUCAUCAUCGUUGUCACGCGGGUUUUGAGAUCCUUGGACUCGUUGAGAGAUUUUCGAACAUUUCACUUGGCGUCAUCGGAAAUUCUGAGAUAUGAUACGGACCACGUCAAGCAUACGUAACGGGUUGGCACGUACAUUACUUCGCGAUUCCGUGCGAACUAAUGCUGUGAAAUCUAUAGUGAUCCGAUGUCUUCACAGAAAACAUCAGCAGAGGCUUCAACAUCACAAUAUCUUGCAUGUAACAGUAACACCAUGGAACCAGCAAUUCAGAUUUUAUGCAGAUUAUCCAGAUCAUAUCAAAGUACAACUUCCAGCAUUGUCACCUACUAUGGAAACAGGAACAAUAAUUAGUUGGCAAAAGAAGGAAGGUGACAAGUUGAACGAAGGUGAUCUAUUAGCAGAGAUUGAAACUGACAAAGCCACAAUGGGGUUUGAAACACCUGAAGAAGGAUAUUUGGCCAAGAUCAUAGUACCAGCAGGAACAAAGAAUGUACCUAUAGGCAAACUGGUUUGCAUUAUUGUGGAAGAACAGUCUAGUGUAGCUGCUUUCAAGGAUUUUAAAGAUGAUGGGUCGGAUGUUGCACCUGCAGCUGCUCCUCCUCCACCACCACCAGCACCUGUUUCAGCUACACCACCACCAGCACCUGCAGCGCGACCAGCACCAGCCCCAGCAGCGGCUCCUUCCGUUUCUGGAGAAAGGGUAUAUGCUAGUCCACUAGCAAGAAAACUAGCAUCUGAGAAAGGACUUAGUUUGCAGGGUCUGAAAGGAACAGGAUUGUACGGUUCUGUAACAUCUAAAGAUUUAGAACAUGCUACACCUACUGUAGCAGGAGUAGCAGCAGUUGGUAUCUCAGCUGGAGUCGACAUUCCUAUAUCGAAUAUACGUGCGGUGAUUGCUAAACGUUUAAUGGAAAGUAUGCAAACGAUCCCACAUUAUUAUCUCUCGCUAGACGUGAAGAUGGAUGCUGUUAUGGCAAUGCGAGAACAGUUCAAUAAAAUGUUAGAGAAAGAGAAGAUGAAGUUGAGUGUAAAUGACAUAAUCAUCAAAGCAAUUGCUAUGGCUUGCAAAAAAGUACCAGAGGGCAAUAGCGCUUGGUUAGGAAAUGUGAUCAGGCAAUACAAUAACGUGGAUGUUAGUGUAGCAGUAAGUACGGAGAGUGGUCUAAUCACUCCUAUAGUGUUUGGCGUUGACACAAAAGGUUUAGUUCAAAUUAGUAAAGAUAUGAGGGUGUUAGCUGCAAAGGCGAGGGAAGGAAAGUUACAACCACAGGAAUUUCAAGGAGGAACAAUUACUCUGUCCAAUUUGGGCAUGUUUGGAAUCAAGAAUUUCUCCGCUAUAAUAAACCCACCACAAUCCAUCAUUCUUGCCGUAGGUGCUACGGAACCUAGAUUGGUUCCCGCCACAAAUGAGAAAGGAUUUUCGACCGUCCAGUAUAUGUCCGUAACUGCCAGCUGCGAUCACCGUACUAUUGAUGGUGCGAUAGGUGCACAAUGGUUAUCUGCCUUUAAAAGUUUUAUGGAAAAUCCAUCGACAAUGCUUCUGUAAUAAGUAUGAAAAUUCAAGCUGAGCGAGGAGGCGCGAUAUGCAAUUGUAGAGGCACUACAGAUGUAUCACACAUCUUGCUACAUACAUAUAGAAUUUGUGGUAUUAUUUGUGGUAUUAUUAACUGCCCGAGGUUAAUCCUGUGUUGAUUCGAAUUAAACAUGUUUGUCGACAUUACGUUUGAAGCUUUUCACAAAGUUAUAAGUUUAUAUAAGUUAUACAAGAUCUUGUUUAUUAAUGAUGAGAAGACUGAUGUUUUGAUUCAACACAAUUUUGAAAUAAUUCGAGAUAGCCAUUGUUCUUCCGAUAUUAGAAAAUUUGUACGAACAAAUUAAGUUUCAUCUCUAAAAUCGAUGUCACCUGAUGGAACUGCCUUUAUUAAUAAUAAUGUGUACAUACGUGUAUUUAUGAUGAAAAUGCUGCAUUUGUUGCAGAAGGUACGAUUACCACCGUUUUAGGGGAAGUAACAACAAAAGGUGUCAAAGAUGUUUAUAGUAUAUAUAUAUAUAUAUAUUUAAUAAAUUAUAUCGUACGAUAUAUUGUAAAUAUUUUCGUUCUUAUAUUAGCUUUGUAGGUAUUUUACGUAGAGUUGACGUGAUGGUCUGGUGAAACAAUUUUUAUCAGUAGAAAUGUAUCAUAAAAUCUUUUAAUCUAUA